AUGGAUGAGACAGCUAGCAGAGAAUGGUCUAAGAAAUAUUCAAAAGUCAAAGCUGUUGUCACUGAAUUUGAUAGGAUUAUUUCUCAUUUGAAAGCCGAUUAUAAAGUUCAACAAGUUAUUGAGCAACCUUUAUCAAUAAAUAUUUAUACUUCAGGCAAAUCAACAGGUGAUGUCAAUGGUAAAUUUGUUUUUUCACAAGUGCUUAUGGAGUGUCUUCUACGACUUAGAUCAAGUGAGGAAGAUAAAAAAGAACUAGUUAAUCGUUGUAGAAAGGUGUAUGAAGGUAAUCAAUUUGAAUUGAAUAAUCUUCAUGAAUUCGAAAAAGAGUAUACACCUGAUACAGCUGUAUGGUGUACUAGCAAGGCACAAGCCCGUCAGUUUCUCGAUGUUUCGAGUACUGUAGUCUGUUUAGAACAAGUAUUAUUUGAAAUUAAUGUUGAUUCUCAAGUAGCUACUACAAAACCAUUCGCUGAUAUUAGUCCAUUAAGUGAAUUCCCAGGUGAAUCAGAAAUUCUUUUUAUGGUUGGUUGCAUUUUUCGUUUGGAAAAUAUCAGUCAAUGUAAUGACGGACAAGUAUGGAUUAUUCGAAUGAAUUUAUGUAGCGAGAAUGAUAGUAAUUUUACAGAUGUCCUCACGAAGAUGAAGCAGCAGCUGGGUGGUGGUGGCGAAACAGAUCUUCGAACGUUGGGAAAAGUAUUGUGGAAAAUGGGAAAACUAGACCUAGCUGAGUUUUACUUAACCCGUUUGUUGAAUCAACUUCUACCAGAUCAUCCUUCGCUUGGCCAUUUAUAUGAAGAUCUUGGUGAAAUUGCAGCUCUUGUUCAUGAUUAUGACAAAAGCGUUGAAUAUAAACAAAAAUCAAUAAAAUAUAAAACUUCAAUACCAAGAAAACUAACUGAGAAAUUACAUAUUGAUGAACAUCGUAAAUCAGGGUGUACUGCUCUUCUCGAAGGCUUUUUCGCUUUAAAAGGCGACGUCUUUGUCCCUGUGAAACAACAGUCAUCAGCCACAUUUUCGGCUUUACCAUCAUCAAUGUCAUAUCUUGCUGAUUCAAAAUAUAUACAUUCAUUUCUUUCAGUUCCACUCGUUCCACUUGAACUUUUAAAUAAUGGAUUAUUUGUCGAGCUUAAACGACGUAAAUUAAUAAAUAUUGUCAACUGUGAUGAUAUUAUAAAUUUUCUGAAGCAACAUCCUCUCCUGGAGAAUGAAUUUUCUGAACUCUUGAGUUGGUUAUGUAGUAUUGAUUGCAGAGACAAUAAAAAAUUUAUCAAAACUAUACUCUCUACCAUUUAUUUUCGUGAUAAUUUCAGUCCAAAAAUUAUAACUUUAAAAAACAUAAAUCGUUACGAUGAAAUUAAUGUAACAUCAGUUCUACCUUUACCAUCGAAUGUUAUUCCUUUUAGAGUAGCCAGUAACAUUUCAUAUGAAGAUCUUAAUAGACAUUUAUCAUUAACACCAUUGACAAUUGAUGACCUGUUAAAUUUUUAUUUGAAAAGUGAUCAAAACUAUAUCUUAACUAAUGAAAAUGGAGUUGUAUAUGUAUUUAAUUUGAUUUCAAAAUAUUGGACUCACAUAACAGACAAUAUAAAAGAUCAAAUAAAGCAAAAAUUAUCAGUACUGAAAUGUAUUCCAACUAAAAAUGGAAUGGAAUUACCCAAAGAAGCAUAUAUUCCUUCAAAACUAAUAUCAUCUGACUUGCCAACAAUUAUUAAAAUGAAUAUCGUACGAGAUAUGACUCAUGUUAAAGAUGAUAAAAUAGUAGCCAUUGGUGGAAGUAAAACUGCCUUGAAUAAUCAACCAGAGCCUUAUGUUUUAGACCAAUUUCUCAAAUUCAUCGGGUGCCGAACAAUUCAUGUACAAUCAUUUAUCGAUCAUCAAAAACGUUUGGCUGGAUCAUUCGAUUCAAUCACGGAAAAUUCUCUACAAUUCAUUGAAUAUUUGAUGGAAUCAUCUAAAACUAUGAGCGAUGAAGAUAUCAAAGCCUUGAAACAAACCCAAUGCUUUGCAGGUGAGUCUUUCACGAAUAAGGAUGAUUAA
Rotaria sp. Silwood1 is the source of this 2037-nucleotide messenger RNA. The record is from the annotation of a GenBank genome assembly. NCBI's taxonomy places the organism in Eukaryota, Metazoa, Rotifera, Eurotatoria, Philodinida, Philodinidae.